Messenger RNA from Selaginella moellendorffii, 1587 nucleotides. RefSeq names its product cyclin-H1-1. The coding region runs from base 51 to 1067 and encodes 338 amino acids. The transcript is spliced from 15 exons. Gene Ontology annotation, biological process: regulation of cyclin-dependent protein serine/threonine kinase activity; regulation of transcription by RNA polymerase II. Gene Ontology annotation, molecular function: cyclin-dependent protein serine/threonine kinase regulator activity. Gene Ontology annotation, cellular component: transcription factor TFIIK complex; nucleus. NCBI's taxonomy places the organism in Eukaryota, Viridiplantae, Streptophyta, Lycopodiopsida, Selaginellales, Selaginellaceae. The record is from RefSeq and is a predicted model, not a curated record.
CAUACACUGGCAUUGUAUUUUAGGUUUAGGGCUUUUGAGUUCUUCGUGUCAUGGCGGAUUUCCUCACCUCGACGCAUCGCGAUCGGUGGAUCUUCACAGUGCAGGACCUGGUGGAGAAAGCGUCCGCGGCCAAUGCAAGAGCUGUCCAAGCGCUUCAGCAACACGGCGCUACUCGCGUUGAAAUCCAACCGGAUGGAUCAUUGGCGUAUCCUGGAUCAGAGAAUGGCGCUCCAAGUAAACUUCCCGAGCCUUUGAAGAUUGAGGAAGAGCUGUUCAUUCGAAGGUACUACGAGCACAAAAUACAGCAAGUUUGCGGAGCUUUCUCCUUUCCAAAUAAAAUCCAGGCCACUGCUGUGCUCUAUUUCAAGCGCUUUUACCUCUCUUGGUCUGUGAUGGAGCACGAUCCAAAGCAUAUAAUGCUCACAUGCAUUUACAUAUCGUGUAAAGUUGAAGAGUUUCACGUCUCAGCCGAGGAGCUUGGUAAGGGAAUCCAACAAGAUCACCAAGUCAUCCUAAAAAACGAAUUAACGCUGUUACAGGGUCUCAAUUUCGACUUGAUUGUAUAUGCUCCCUAUCGAUCCUUGGACGGCUUUGUUUUGGACAUUCAGAAAUGGGCGGACGCUGCGAAGGAUGAGAAUGUCUCUCAGAAAAUACUGGACCUCCAAAGUGAAGCGAUUCGAAAGGUGGACGCAAUGCUUCUGACGGACUGCCCGCUCCUCUUUCCUCCUGGACAGCUAGCCUUGGCAGCUCUGCGAAGCGCAAAUGUUCAGGAAAGAGCAAUAGACAUGGAAAAGUACCUGCGAGGGGUAUGCGAACGGCAACAGCAGAAACACUCGUACUCGGAGCUCGUCGGAAUGCUUAACCAGAUAGCUGCACUGGUUGAUGCUGCAAGAACACCUAUCGAAGAGGAAGUAAGACGCAUCGACAGGAAGCUAAAGUUUUGUAGAAAUCCAGGACUACAAGACGAGAGUAAGAAACGAGACCGCAAGGGUAAGCACAAAUCCAAGCGGACUCCUCAGCAAGAGACAAUCUCACCAAUGGUGAUGGGUGAUACUGCCAGGGCUUGAGCUCAAUCGACUUAGACAAUUUUCUAGCGUCAGGAGUAGCACCGAUGAAUCUCAAUCAAUACAUGUACAAUCCAAACACCGCGGCGAUCCCAAACAUGUUAUCGUUUUGGAAGGUAUCCCUCGUGUAGUCAUCCGUAUCUUUGUCCCAGAAACAUCUGGCCGCCAUUUGCAGUCCCUGGCCUCGCGUCUCGCCAAUGACUGCUUGUACCACGAUCUUAUAUCUCUCGAAGUGAAGCUCUGGAAGAACACCACAUUCUGGUGGAUCAAAGGCGCAAGUAUGAUCUUGGAACUUACCUUUGCAGCGAUUCUUGACUUCGUCGGCAAUCUCGCGAACCAAGUAUGGAGCUUGCUCUCCAUCGUACUGGACUCCUGUGAGCUUCUCCCGCAACACUUCGUUGAUCACCUCUUUCACUUUGCCAGGAAGAAAGGAUUUCUUUGGUAUGUAAGGCAGCUUGCUUUGCACUACCACCUAAAAGAAAAAGAAAUGUGGAGUUUGUGGAGGGCAAGGAAUUUGAGCUUC